AUGGCGGAGCAGUGGGAUCUGGACGAGGAAGGCGUCCGCCGCCUGGGGGCGCUGACCCUGGAGCAGCCCGAACUGGUGGAGUCUCUUUCAUUGCAGGGAUCUUAUGCUGGAAAAAUUCAUUCCAUUGGUGAUGCCUUCAGAAAUUUUAAAAACCUCCGAUCCUUAGAUUUAUCAAGAAAUUUGAUCACUAGCCUGAAGGGCAUCCAGUAUUUAUGUUCACUCCAAGACCUGAAUUUAUAUUAUAACAACAUUCCUUCAUUAGUGGAGGUGUCCCGCCUACAGUCUUUACCCUUCCUCAAAGAACUAGAUUUGAGACUCAAUCCUGUUGUCAGGAAAGAUACAGAUUAUAGGCUCUUUGCUGUGUACACGCUACAAACUCUGGAGAAACUGGAUGACCGAGCAGUGCGAGCAAGUGAGAGAAAAGCUGCCAAGCUGCAUUUUAGUCAGUUGGGCAACAGUGAAAAUUUUCUUUUAGAGGUGGAAAAAAGCUCUAGGGAGAAGGCAAUGAAAAACUGCAUGACAGAUGAGAGUUCUGCAUCAAAAGUCAAUGCUGAUAUUGAUAACAGAGUUGAAACAGACUCAAACAAAGGACUUUUUAUUCCCUUCCCCAACCGGGAAAUAAAGGAUUCUCUAACGAGUACUUCUGCAACCCAGGGCAAUGGUAUAGCAGAUCAGAAAUUGGACACUUACUCACUGGGGACACAGGAAGUGGCAAGAAGGGAGGUCCCAAGUGACAAUCACCAAGAAGAUGAAUUCAGACGCUACUCUCCUCAUCAGUCCACAGUCCGAUCCCCAGAGAAGAUGGCUAGAGAAGGGUACCGACUAUCUUUUUUGAACAAUAAGUCUUCAGCUUCUCCAGAAAAGGACUUGAUACUAAAGGCUGAUACUUACCAGCUUACCCAUGAUGUCUCAGUGGGUAAACGCCUGGAUGUGGGUGAUUCUAGCCAGAUCCAUCCCCAUCAGUUACCUUCAGAUGUUGGUCUAGAAAAUUAUGAUAGUCAUUAUUCUCAAAAUCUAUCCCUGCAUGGAAGUCUUGGCAAAAGGCCUCAGAGAAGCAAGAACUAUCGAGAAUAUAGCAUAAAACCUUCAAAUGACAUGAAGGCCACCACAUCCCAUUCCUGUGGAGACUUACUGACUUCUCUGUCAAACCCUGUCUUCAGCACCGGAAGGCUUUUGAAGCUUAGUUCAGAUCUGUAUGCCACAACCCAUUUCAACAGUGACCCUGCUUUGCUGGUCAACGUAGAGCAACAAUUAUCUACCAGUCUCGGUGAUGUAACACCAGCACAUGGUUCUUUCCCAAACAACUCCACCCUGGGAGACUCUCUACGGACACUGCUAUUGCCUACUGUGACCUCAGAAAACAGAGAGAGUUUGACCAAGGGGUCAUUAAGCCCAUCAAGGAGAGGAUUCAAAUGGAAGGACAAUCUCCUUGCCACCUUGAAUCCAAAGAUUGGUUUCCAAGAUGCUACCGGCAGUGAGCCUCUCUCUAGUGACCUGGGCAGUUUGCAUGGUUUGCCAGGGAACCACAGUCCCCUGAUUUCUGCCAGAACUUCCCAUGUGGCCACUGUCCUCAGACAGCUCUUGGAGCUUGUGGAUAAGCACUGGAAUGGCUCUGGCUCCCUCCUCCUUAACAAGACGUUUCUUGGUCCUGCCCGAGAUUUACUUCUGACUUUGGUAGUCCCUGCUCCUUCCCAGCAGUGGUGUCACUCGCAUCCUGAAGACACAUCAAAAACCUUCCACAGCAGAGAGAUGGAACCAAAGGAGGCCGGGCAGGUGGUCCCUAAUGACAUGGAAAGUUUGAAGCAAAAACUGGUCAGAGUGCUAGAGGAAAACCUCAUUUUGUCAGAAAAAAUCCAGCAGUUGGAGGAAGGUGCUGCCACCUCGAUUGUGAGUGGGCACCAGCCCCACACUUAUGAUGAUCUUCUGCGCAAAAACCAACAGCUGACCAUGCAGGUGGCUUGCCUCAACCAGGAGCUUGCCCAGCUGAAAAAGCUGGAGGAGACAGUGGCCCUUCUCCAUGAAAGUCAAAGAUCCCUGGUGGUAACUAAUGAGUAUCUGCUGCAGCAGCUGAAUAAAGAGCAAAAAGGUUAUUCUGGGAAAGCACUCCUGCCUCCUGAGAAGAGUCAUCAUUUGGGGAGAUCGUCACCCUUUGGGAAAAGGACGCUGUCUUCCUCCUCACCAGUGGCACAUGACACGGUGUUCCUACCCCAAACCAUACUAUUCCUCUCCAACCCCACUCAAGGGACUCUGCCUGGGGCAGGGACAUCCCAGAACAGCCUGUGGGAUGAGGGAAUGAACCCUUGUACUGCUUUGCCACCUUAUCUGGAUGAGAAAAAAAAGGUAUUUGUGAGUAUCUGUUAA
Messenger RNA from Puma concolor (puma), 2361 nucleotides. It is a transcript of the gene LRRC36, whose product is annotated as leucine rich repeat containing 36. Gene Ontology annotation, molecular function: protein binding. Lineage: Eukaryota; Metazoa; Chordata; Mammalia; Carnivora; Felidae. The record is from RefSeq and is a predicted model, not a curated record.